Lachancea mirantina is the source of this 3873-nucleotide messenger RNA. NCBI's taxonomy places the organism in Eukaryota, Fungi, Ascomycota, Saccharomycetes, Saccharomycetales, Saccharomycetaceae. The record is from the annotation of a GenBank genome assembly.
AUGAGCAGCGGGCCUAAGGCUGGGCUUUCGUCUCUUCCUUUCAAUUUUUUCAGCACUGUUGAAAGCGUCGGAUCCACUCCUUCUUCUCGAAGUAAUAACAAGGAAAAAGGAGAUCAACAAAGAAAUAAAUCAAGACCGCGCUCAAGAAAGAAUGCCACUACAAGAUCCAAAGAAAAUCAAUACGGUGAUUUGAAUACAGUUCCAAUGAAAGAUGGUAGUGCAGCGUCCAACAAUGCUCCUCAUCUAUUGAGAACCAUCAAUGUUGGAGCCCUAGUUUCACAAUCACCUGAGCAUUUGGGUUUCGAACCCUUACAACACCAGUCUCGUCCUUUACCUAGUUUUCUCAUACAGCAAAUACCUCAAUUGACCCCGCGUCCGUUUGUUCAGGAUCCUUGGGACCGCAAUAAUCAAGAAAAGAUGCUCGGCUUGGAGCAAACUGUAACAGACGUGACAGAAUUGUGGGAAACCUUCAAAAAAAUGCGAGAAACUGAAAGGAACUUUAUGGAAGAGAAAGGUCUGGUAGACAAAGCUGAAAUGGCCAAGAAUCUUCAGGAAGCAAUCAUUUUCCAAGGUACGUGCUUAGACAUGUGCCCGAUUUUUGAACGUACGCGACGGACCGUCGAGAACAACGUCGUGCGAUAUGAAAAAGAAGACCAAAGUAGUAAAAGAGCUUCCAGAUCCAAGGCUUUAAAGGUAUUUGCAAGACCUGCUGCUGCCGCCGCCCCACCAUUGCCAUCUGAUGUCAGGCCUCCGCACGUCCUAGUCAAAACCCUAGAUUACCUAGUGGAUAACAUUCUCAAUCAACUUCCAGAUUGCGAGGCAUUCUUAUGGGAUCGCAUGCGGUCUAUCAGACAGGAUUUUACGUUCCAGAACUAUAGUGGUCCAGAGGCUGUUGACUGUAACGAGAGAAUUGUGCGUAUUCACCUACUGGUUUUGCACGUAAUGGCUGUGUCUAACCAAGAGUACAGUAGACAGCAAGAGCUGGAACAGCUUCACAAAGCUCUCAUUACCCUAUCAGAAAUAUACGAUGAGCUUCGUAAUAAUGGGAAAGCCGCGCCUAACGAGGCGGAAUUCCGCGCAUAUUCCCUCUUGAGUCGAGUGCGAGAUCCAGAAUACGAUAAAAUGAUCCAAGAAAUGCCAAUAGAAAUUUUCAGCAACAAGCUUGUUCAACUGGCUGUAUGCUUUCGCAGGAUAAUUUCCAAUUCGCUUUUCAGUGAAAGAGGUCAUAUCAAAACUGAAAGUGGUCUCAACCUCUACCUAAGAUUCUUCGAGCUUCUUAAAUCCGAGGAAGUUCCUUUUCUCAUGUGUUCGUUUUUGGAGGUUUACCUGAACGAGAUCAGAUUUUAUGGAUUCAAGUCCCUUGCACAUUCUGUUAAUCGAAAGCAUAAGCCGAUACCCUUUGCAUAUGUGAUAGAAAUAUUCCAAUUCAACAAUCUUGACGAGCUUCAGAACUUCUGCGAGUACUAUUCGGUAGAAACCAAUACCGAAGGUAUUAUCAUCACGUCAUUGGCACAUCAUUCUCAUAUUUUGCCUGAGACGAAGCCAAUGAAGCAAAGCUAUUUGGUAUGUGUUGAUAAAAAGAUACCAAAUGGUUCAAUAAUCGACCUUGUCAAUGGAAGUAGCCGAAUUUCUGACGGCAAUGGCCUUUUUGAGCCAAGCCCGUUAGCGGCUGUUCAACAACAGUCAAAGAAAUCCGCCGAACUCAAAUACCCUUCGAGAGUGCCUUCAGUUGUCAAGAGGCAAGAUGACCAGGGCAAACUAACUAGACCCCGAAAUCCUUCAAACAGUUUUGCAUUUAAUAUAUCUGGAAACAAUACUCCGGACACUGUAGCCUCCAAUGUAGAGGCCAACAAACAAAAACAAAAUAACGACGAAACAAAAAAUGCCUUAAUGCUACCAAAAGUUCAAAACGAUGAUCUUGUGGUGCAAAGCAAGAGUCGAGAACGAUCGGAAAUCGACAAAAAAAAAGAGAGAGAGGAACAUAUUGCCCGUUUACGACAGGAGAACCAUGAAUUGGCGGAGAAACGACGGCUCGCAAAUCAGGAAGAGGAGAUAACAAAGAGCGCAACAGCUCUACUAGCUGAAACCGUAAUUGAAAAGCAUGUCAAAUCAUUGGUAAGUGAUGUCGUUAAACAACAAAUCGCAGCUAUGGAUGUGAAAACGCGAAAAAUUAAUGCUCUAUCUUCGGAGUUGUAUGAAUCAUUUAUUCACGAGCUUCUCUAUUUUAUCCACUUAGAUUGUCGCGCUGAUAUUUUCCACUCCGAGAUGAUAUCGAAGCGGCUAUUUAACGCAUGGAGAAUGAGAUACAUCAAGCGAAAGAAAAAACAUGAAGAAAAACUUCAAAGUAUUCAUGAACUUGCAGAAACCGGUCGUCAGCUCGGGGUGCCCAAUCUUAAGAGACCUAGACUGUCGUCAGCGUCCAAUUCAUAUGAAGGUUCGACGUUUUCAUUUCCCGUGAAGUCAGAAAACAGCAUAUUUUUGACACCAAUGCAGAACGAAGAAAGUCAUUCUAAAAGGACAAUUCAGACUAAUAAACAAGUGUGGGAGCCUUUAAGUCUAAAGGAAAUUUAUUUGAUGCCGUUGAUAUCGAAACUGACAGAAUACAGCCUCAACGCACAGUGGGUCCAAGAAAAUUGCAAGAUCUUGAAUAUUUCAUUAUACUCCCGAAAAUGGGAAGCAGUUUCUUCGCGUUGGCUGCUCGCAAAGUUUGGACUCGAUUCAAAAGCAAAGCGCUCGCGGAUUAGUCAAAGUGACUUCGUCCUAGGGCUCGACGCGGUUGGGGACAAGGACACUUCAGACGUUUCUGAAGAUCUUCAACUUUUUGUUUAUAAUAGUGGCGUUACGGACAAUGACAUAUUUGACUUAGAACUGAAGCUAAAGCAGGACGGCGAGAGGCUCAUCGAACUAAUACAUGGGGUUGCACUCAAAGCCAACUAUGUGUUUUCUUUGAUGAUUGUUUAUUGGGAGUCAGCAGAAAAUCCACUGUCUAUCAAGAAGAUCAUGGAGUUGCUGAGACUCAACAAGAUUGCGGAGGGUUUUGCUCCUGUUCUUGCCGACAUAGAGAUCGUCAGAAUGAGCGGUACUAGUCCUCACGCAGCCCUCGCUAAGGGACUGACUUCGAUAGCCAAUUCUUUUACGCUCAAAUUGACUGAGCGGGGAAAAUACAAAAAGGGCACGAAUCAUCGACGCCACACGCCAGCAGUAAUAACAACGCGGAGAAAAUUCGAUUCAGCGAAAAAUAUCGAUGAGUCUCUUCAGAAAGCGCUGGUUCAGGACAUGGCCAAACGUCCCGCGAUAAAAGACAGGAACGACGUGUACGCUCGCUUGCAAUCCCAUAUUUCGGCCUCGCCACGAAUGAGAUCACGAAAGCUCUCUGUGUUACUUUCCGACUCUAACAGAGAAAAAUUCAAGACUCCCAAAAGAGUGCGCUCUUCGACUGAAAGAAGCGCUUCGGAAUCCGUAACUUCUCUUCCUUCCUACUUGGCGGUAAAGGCGAGACCGGAGGCAGUCACUGGUCGCCAGCUGAAGAAUCCCUCUACCUUCGUAGGGACGCCCAGUCAUUCUCGUUAUCAAACGGAUCAUUUUCCAAAUUCCACCGUUUUACACACGCCAUCGUUGACGUCGGUGAUUGGCCAUGGAUCAGCAAACAUAAGCGGCAUGUCGAACAUCACAUUUGACUCUGAGGUAUCAACCUCGGUGUCCGAAGAACCUGGACCAAACCCCCCCGCAGAAGUACAAAUGACUUCACUUUCGGCUGCCAUAGGAAAUGACCGCUUAAAGUUAGAAACUGGACAACCCGAGACUGUUCCCGAAACCAUUCUCGAACUACAAAAAUUGAUUAAAUCGGUCAAGACAAAAUUGCAAAGGCAGUAA